Messenger RNA from Argentina anserina (silverweed cinquefoil), 1097 nucleotides. RefSeq lists its product as uncharacterized. The coding region runs from base 264 to 1097 and encodes 277 amino acids. The transcript has a single exon. Lineage: Eukaryota; Viridiplantae; Streptophyta; Magnoliopsida; Rosales; Rosaceae. Gene Ontology annotation, biological process: root development; shoot system development. The record is from RefSeq and is a predicted model, not a curated record.
UAUAUGCAAAAUAGAUCACUUCUGAGUUGGUAGGCUGGUGCAGGAACAGACAUAGCAUAAACAUUGCCCGGAGAAGAUCCAAAUCGAAAUCAUGUCACCUCACACCUCACACUGAUGAUUGAGGUGGAUGGAGGUUCAAUGUACCACUUCUAAACCAACCCUAUAUAUUAAGCAGCUACAAUUGGAAGAACUCAUCAAUCUUAAGUUGUGCCAUUAACUACUGCACCUACAAGCUCUACUAUUCCUUCACACAAAUAAAAAAAAUGGCUUACCACACUCGCUCUAACAGCUUCCCAUCAAGGCCUCACCCCAUCAUUCAAGAAGUUGAGGAACAUUUGUGCAGAUUGAGCUCUUUUGAAGCCACAUCCAAAUCUUCAUCAUCAAUAAGCAACAAACUAAAUGGCCUGCAAGACUUGCUCCAUUGUGUUGAUAGGUUUCUUCAGUUGCAAGGCACCCAACAAGCAUUAGCAGAAGAGAAACAAGAGAAAUGGGCUAAUGAGCUAUUAGAUGGCUCUCUCUGGCUCUUGGAUAUUUGCAGCACUGCAAAGGAUGCCUUGUCCCAAACCAAGGAGUGCAUGCAAGACCUUCAAUCAAUCAUCAGAAGAAAGAGGGGAGGCGAAAUUGGACUCACAAGUGAGGUCAGAAAAUACUUGAGCUCUCGAAAGAUGGUGAAGAAGUCAAUUCACAAGGCUAUAGGAAAUCUGAAGGAAAUGAAAAACAGAUGCAGAAUCUCAUCCACCAACAAGGACCAAGAGACUAUCGCCAUUGUUAACAAGCUGAGAGAUGUUGAAGCAGUCACUCUCACAGUAUUUGAAUCAGUGUUGUCCUUCAUCUCCGGGCCAAAGUCAAAGCCUAGCGGCUGGUCUUUUGUUUCCAACAUUGUGCAGUCUAAGAGAAUAGCAUGUGACGAAGAAACGACUGUAAAUGAAUUUUCAGAGGUUGAUGCUGCCUUGAAGUCACUAAAGAGUGCAGAAAAUGCACAGAACCAGCUUAGCGAUCUGGAAUCAUGCAUUCAAGAUCAGGAGGAAGGACUUCAGUGCUUAUUUAGGCAAUUGAUCAAAACUAGAGUCUCCCUUCUGAAUAUCCUGAGCCAAUAG